Messenger RNA from Heterotrigona itama, 1035 nucleotides. Lineage: Eukaryota; Metazoa; Arthropoda; Insecta; Hymenoptera; Apidae. The record is from the annotation of a GenBank genome assembly.
AUGAAGUUUCGGGUGGACUACUUUUCAUUUACUAGAAUACAAUUAAUGUUGUAUUUUAAAAUAAGUCUCGUUAGUGAGAUUGCCUCGGUUACUUCAAAAUCUGUCUUCCAAGGCUUAUACACGACGAAAUAAAAGCAAGAACAAACUAUAUACUUGUUUGGUAUAUGUACAAGCAAUGCCAGAAACAGUGUCGUCGUUUUGGACAAAUACGUUUUCGCGUCUUCCAUACAUACGCCGUUGCAACAACAUUGCCAAUAACAUUGCAUUUCGUAUAAAGAAAAUUUUGCAAGCAACAUAUACGUGAGAAAAAGAAAUGUGCAUUUCAAUAUCAGUCAGCGGCCAUUUUGAAUUUAUGAGUACCCCGAACUACGACGAUUAACAACCACGAUUUGUAAUUCCAAAAUUGGACCUUCUUUGACGCCUUUCGAUACAAUCAAUUGUAAAGGCAUAAAGAGCUAUUUUGACAUGUCAUUCGAGGAUAGUUACUAUUUUCUGCAUAUCAAAUGAAAUUUUACUAAAUGCUACAAAAAGCAUUCCAUUCAUUUUCUAUUUUACAUUCUAAAAUACACAUCUGCUGUUAUAAUUCAUGAAUCGAAUAAUUUAAAUGUCCAAAAUUGAGUUGCUAUAAAAGAAAAACGGUCAAAUUAUAUGUUUUACGGCAAUUUUGUAUAUUUUACGUUUUAUUUCUUAUGAAAAAGUAACAAGUAAUUUCAGAUGAACGUAUCAAUAAUAAAAUGACGUGGAGGAAUAGAUCUUUCCACCGUUUUUGCGUUUCUCUGAUAAAUGACUUGAACGCAAAAUAAAUAUUUAAUCACCAUAAGCAAACAUCGUACGUGUUUCAAUUUGUCGAAAUAUAUACUGUAUUCUGCUAAUCGACAGCUGUAGUCAAGGCUGACAAGUAGAUGAAAUAACCUCAACAACGAUAAAAUCGUUGAUAUUAAUCUGAGGAGUUAUACUUUUCAUAUUUAUUGUGAACAGAGAAUACUGUGUGAAUUGAUUGAAAAUAUAUGGGAAGCAGUGAAAGAAAAAUUGUAA